Drosophila bipectinata is the source of this 1703-nucleotide messenger RNA. It is a transcript of the gene Dph1, whose product is annotated as diphthamide biosynthesis 1. Lineage: Eukaryota; Metazoa; Arthropoda; Insecta; Diptera; Drosophilidae. Gene Ontology annotation, biological process: protein histidyl modification to diphthamide. Gene Ontology annotation, molecular function: 2-(3-amino-3-carboxypropyl)histidine synthase activity. The record is from RefSeq and is a predicted model, not a curated record.
CACCAUGUUGGACGUGAUCCAACCCACUAGUAACAUACCGGCUUCCACAGUCGAAAGCAGUGAUGUGGUUGUGGUACGGGCCAGGCCCAAGAAAGUAUUCAAGCCGAAGGCAAGGAUCAACAGGAUUCCCCAGGAGCUGCUCGAUGACCCGUUGCUACAGCAGGCCAUCGACCGCCUGCCCUCGAACUAUAACUUUGAGCUGCACAAGACGAUCUGGCGCAUAAGGGAAAUGAAGGCCAAGCGAGUGGCUCUGCAGCUGCCGGAGGGCUUGCUCAUGUACGCCAUGGUUAUAAGCGAUAUCGUGGAGCGCUUUACCACUGCCGACACUGUCAUCAUGGGCGACGUCACCUACGGAGCUUGCUGUGUAGAUGACUACACGGCCCAGGCCUUGGGAGCUGACCUUCUUGUCCAUUACGGGCACAGCUGCCUCAUUCCUGUGGACCAGACAUGCGGCAUCAAGGUUCUUUACAUUUUUGUGGACAUUAAAAUUGACCCGCUGCAUUUCCUUGAUUCGGUGAAGCUAAACUUUCGGCCAGAUGUGGGCCAGAUAGCACUGGUCAGCACAAUCCAGUUUGUGACCACUCUCCAGGCUGCAUCCACGGAGCUUAAGGCAGCCGGCUAUGAUGUGAUAGUUCCUCAGGCCAAGCCAUUGAGUCCGGGUGAGAUUCUCGGCUGCACCUCGCCCCAACUGCCCGAGACGACCAAAAUGAUCAUUUAUCUAGGAGACGGGCGCUUUCAUCUUGAAUCCGCCAUGAUUGCGAACCCGCUUCUAAAGUCCUACAAGUACGAUCCGUACGAAAAAAAAUUCACCAUAGAAGAGUAUGAUCACAGAGCUAUGCAGGACCUUCGAUUGGAUGCCGUGCAGCGAUCUAAGAAGGCUCGACGCAUUGGUAUCAUUUUAGGCACACUGGGUCGCCAAGGCAGCUCACGGGUUCAUCGGUUUUUAGAGAAACGACUGCAUGCAAAGGGCAUUGAAACGACUACUAUUUUGCUGUCGGAGAUCUUCCCUCAGAAGCUGGCUCUUUUCGCAGACAUUGACGCCUUUGUUCAGAUCGCAUGCCCCCGACUCUCGAUUGACUGGGGCUCCGCCUUCACUCAGCCGCUUCUUAAUCCCUACGAGCUUUCUGUGGUUUUGGGAGAUGUCGAAUGGACGCCUCACAACUCAUCGCCCCGCACCAAUGCCUAUCCGAUGGACUUUUACGCCAGCGGUAGCCUGGGUCCCUGGACUCCCAACUUUAAGCCACCGGCGCUGGGAGAAUGCGAGAACAAGCCUUCGGCGGAUUGCUGUGGGCGUUGCACCCGUGCUGAGCUGGAGAAGGACGACUCCGGCAAGUCGGCGGCACUGGCCGAUAUUCUGGACUUUAAAAAGGGAUAAGAAAACUGUUAGCUAUGCUUCCACCACACUAAAAAGCCCUCCAUCUCAAACGAUCUGCCACGUGACAAUGAUUAUAUGUAUCGAUCGUCUGACCAAAUAUACAUAAUUGCCUAUCUACUAAUUUAGUUAGUACAAAUCUGGUAUUUAAGUUUAAAGUUUAGAACAUCUUUUUAGUUCAUCACAGAUAGGUUCAUAAUUUCCCCUUUCGCAAUAUCAUCUAGUAUUAGUUACUAGUUUUAUUUUCAACAGAGAUAUGCAAUUGUUAUAUUGACUGCAACAAUGUACACAAUUUUUAACAUUAAAAGAAUGUUUAAAACAAACUUUAAAA